Messenger RNA from Carassius carassius (crucian carp), 2426 nucleotides. Its product is annotated as casein kinase I-like. The record is from RefSeq and is a predicted model, not a curated record. Gene Ontology annotation, molecular function: protein serine/threonine kinase activity; ATP binding. NCBI's taxonomy places the organism in Eukaryota, Metazoa, Chordata, Actinopteri, Cypriniformes, Cyprinidae. Gene Ontology annotation, cellular component: nucleus; plasma membrane; cytoplasm. The coding region runs from base 161 to 1162 and encodes 333 amino acids. Gene Ontology annotation, biological process: peptidyl-serine phosphorylation; positive regulation of canonical Wnt signaling pathway; endocytosis. The transcript is spliced from 10 exons.
ACAAAUACUAAGUAAUUAUGUUACUUUUGCUCUUUCAUAGGAGCCAAUCAAAUCCAGAGCACCCCAGCUCCAUCUUGAAUACAGGUUUUAUAAACAGUUGGGGAACUCAGAGGGUGUUCCUCAGGUGUACUACUUUGGGCCUUGUGGGAAAUACAAUGCCAUGGUGCUGGAGCUGCUGGGCCCCAGUCUGGAGGACCUGUUUGACCUCUGCGACAGAACCUUUUCCCUCAAGACAGUCCUGAUGAUCGCAAUUCAGCUGAUCACUCGGAUGGAGUAUGUGCACACAAGAAGUCUGAUCUACAGGGACGUUAAGCCCGAGAAUUUUUUGGUGGGUCGGCCAGGGACCAAGAGGCAACAUACGAUCCACAUCAUCGACUUUGGGCUUGCCAAAGAAUACAUCGACCCUGAGACCAAAAAACACAUCCCUUACAGGGAGCACAAGAGCUUAACAGGGACAGCUCGCUACAUGAGCAUCAACACACACCUGGGGAAGGAGCAAAGCAGGCGGGACGACUUGGAGGCACUGGGUCAUAUGUUUAUGUACUUUCUACGUGGCAGUCUACCCUGGCAAGGAUUAAAGGCUGACACACUGAAGGAGCGCUAUCAGAAAAUUGGAGAUACCAAAAGGGCAACCCAGAUAGAAGUGCUCUGUGAGAGUUUCCCUGAAGAAAUGGCCACCUACCUGCGCUAUGUGCGGAGACUGGAUUUCUUUGAAAAACCGGAUUAUGACUACUUGAGAAAACUCUUUACAGACCUCUUUGACAGAAAUGGCUAUGUCUUCGACUAUGAAUAUGACUGGGUCGGCAAGCCGCUGCCGACUCCAAUAGGACCCAUGCCUAGUGACACACCUCUGCAACCCAGCAGCAGAGACAAAGCACAACCACAGACCAAAAACCAGUCUCCAGAACCUAAAGGAAGUGAGUCCCAGCCCACUCCCAUGACCAACAGGGAGCUCCUGGGGUCGCACCUCACGGUCGAUAGGCUGGGGGGCUCUGUCCAGGUUAUGAGCUCAACCAAUGGAGAAGUGAAUACAGAUGAUCCUACGGCGGGACACUCCAACGCUCCCAUAACUGCCCCAGCUGAGGUAGAGGUGGCCGAUGAUACAAAGUGCUGUUGUUUUUUCAAGAGGAGGAAGAGGAAAGCGCUCCAGCGGCACAAGUGAGGAGGAACAUCUUUGAAACGUUAAGAUCAUCGGUGCGUUUCAAGUAAAAAUAAAAGCAAAUGACUUGAGCUGAGUUGUGGAGCUCCAUCUCAGAACAGAACUCACUGCCUCACUUUUGGCAUCUGCUCAGAGGACACACCUCAGUACUCUAGGCUCUGACACUCUUCGUAAGGAAACAAUUCAGUGGAACAAAUAAAUAUAUUUGUACAAUGUGGGACACCAGAAGAGACCUCAGUGGUCAGAAAUAAGAUGAUAUAUGUUAUGUGACUUAAACCCAGAUGGACUGUACUUGUAUUUUAGAUGACAUGCAUUUAAGAACUAAAAGGCAACGAGACUUACACACAGACAUCCGUUCACAUUGACACACUGGCUGGAUGAGUGAGUGAUGUGCUCCAUGGUGUUUUUGUUUUUUAUGGGAUCAAAGUAAGUGGGGAGAGACUGCUGACUGACGUAUGGAGAAAAGUACACCAGAUUCAGACAACCUUUGUAAAUUCUGUUGUUCCUUUUUGUUUUUGUAAUUUAAAAUGUUGAUUUUGAAGAUCUGCUCUCCCAGUUUUACUCAUGUUGUAGAAUGUGUGAACAUUUUUUAACCGCUCUUACUGUUUCUUUAUUUUCUCUUAUUUUGCUUUUUUUACUUCCUCUUUUUUCCUGUCAGUGUCGAUGUGGAUGAUGAUGAUGAUGAUGAUGUUGUAGCACAGUGGCUGGUCUCAGGUACUGUGGGAGAUGGAGAGAAAUGCAUUGGAUCUCUCCUCUGUGAAUUGCACUUUUGGGGGAAAAAGGCAAACCGUUUCCCAUUUCUGGCAUUGUUAUGAAUAGGAAACAGGAAAUUAAUAUAAGGCAGACGUGGGAUCAUUUAUACAGCAGGCUGGUCUCUCCCAAAGGGACAAAAGUGAUCCUCCCAGUCCAAAUUGUGCAUUUUUUGUAUUUCGCAUUAGAUUAAGUUACCUGGGAAUCAUAGUUUGUGCCUUUCCAAGUAAAACGUUUAACACUAAUGUGUCCCUCUCUACGAUUCCUAUCCAGGUCCUAUUCCUGUCCAUGGCCCUCUCAGAUUGUUUGUUCUCUACCGUGCGCUCCAUGCCAGUCUAAUGGAGCCUGUUGGCAUUUCUCAGAUUUCUUUUUCACUGUUGUAAAGUUCAUCAUAGCAAAGCUCCAAGAAGUUGCGAGUCUGUGGGUUUAUACGCAGUAACAGAGAUUGCCUAUCAGAAUGAGGAUGUGUAUUGUUUUACAUACCUAUUAAAUGUUGCUUUUCUUCUAUGCCUCAUAA